AUGGAUGAGAAUCCGGAGUUGGAUGAGAAUGCAUGGGGAUAUCAGGUCGAACCAGGCAUGAAAACGUAUGCAUGGACAAAGCUUUUACUUGAUAAAUCUGCGCUGAUGUCUGAAUAUGACGAUCCUGAUCUUUAUCUAUCGAGCGGUAUGGAGAUUAUGCAGCUGCCUAAGGGUCGAUCAGCCAAAGACGUUGCUACAGAGUACCUGAAAGGCAUGAAGGCCAUGUUUGAUAAUGCCGUCAAAGAACAUCUUGGCGCCCACAAGAUUGAAAAUCUACCAAUUGAGUUUUGGCUUACCGUUCCAGCGUCGUGGAGUGAAAAGGCGAAGCUGCUUACGAAGUCCGCAGCAACAGAUGCAGGGUUCGCUACACGGGCCAUUGACAAGAUCAUGCUCAUCUCUGAACCAGAGGCAGCGGCGCAGCUUGCGUUGAAAUCUAGCCUUCAUCGGCUGGAAGACUUUGUUAAACCCAACACUGGCGUGAUGGUCUGUGACUGUGGGGGAGGCACUGUUGAUAUCACUACGUACCAGGUCGAGGAAACUCACCCGACCUUGAAACUCAGAGAAAUCACAAUUGGUGUCGCUGGCAAAUGUGGCGGAACUUUUGUGGACAGAAAUUUAUUCAAACUAAUGGCACAACGUUUUGGUAAUGCCUUUACCUCACUUGGGCCUGAGCAAAUCGGACCCGGUAGUGCCUUUAUGGACCAGUUUGAGCUCAAAAAGAAAGAUUUCAGCAUGAAGACUCCCAGUCGAAGGGCUCAUCGCCUUGUGCUGCACAUGCCGAAGCUUAAAGUCACCUCGGCAAUAGAGAAGUACUACGAGAGGCGGUCUUCAUCUGUCCUUCUCACUCAAGAUGAUUACAAGAUACUCUUCGAUCCAGUCAUUGAUAUGAUUAUUGGCCUUGUGGAAGAGCAGGUCAGGCAAACCAAAUCAAGAAGCGAACAGCCCAUCGAAACAAUUGUUCUAGUGGGUGGCUUUGGCUCUUCUCCUUAUCUAAAAGAGCGAUUGACAGAGUGGUGCCAAAGUGGAAAUAUAAGGCUUACAACACCAAUCACAGGCGCAUGGUCCGCAGUAGUUUGCGGGGCGGUCUUGCGCGGCCUCGAAGGCUCUAUUGUGAGGCAAAAGAAAUGCCGAAGACAUUACGGUCAUAACUUGGUUGGCCCUGACACUGAAAUCAACUCGGAGUUUUUCUUGCAAUGCACUGGUCAUUUACCGCCUAGUGACACUCAUACCCUUUACUCUUGCAACUUGGAUAAUUCUCCUGAGACUAUAGAAAAUGAAAGAGUCGAAGAGGUUGGCAGCGUUAGAUAUACGUUGGAUAGGAUUGAUCGGAGUAGCAUCCCACAAGUCACAAAGUACGGGGUCACAUAUUAUAAGCUUCCGUUAACGCUGAACAUUCGGUUAGAUGACGAAGCCGGCCACCUGACCUUUAGGAUCUUAUAUCAAAAACAAGAGGUGGGGAAGGCAGAGAUCAAUAUUAGCGAUGAUUGA
Messenger RNA from Trichoderma virens Gv29-8, 1488 nucleotides. RefSeq lists its product as uncharacterized. The record is from RefSeq and is a predicted model, not a curated record. Bases 1 to 1488 code for a protein of 495 amino acids. Gene Ontology annotation, molecular function: ATP-dependent protein folding chaperone; ATP binding. NCBI's taxonomy places the organism in Eukaryota, Fungi, Ascomycota, Sordariomycetes, Hypocreales, Hypocreaceae. The transcript is spliced from 7 exons.